CAUGUAUAUUUUCACGAAGAAAAUGUUUUUCAUGAGUUUACCAUAAUUUAAUCGAUCGACGAAUGUAAAAGUGACAUCUUUUUUUGAGAUCUAUUCUGACGAAUAGAAUCUACUUUUGAAAACCGGAACUGACGGAGCUUGAUAUGGGAAGAAAGCGAUAUUUCGUUUGUUCAAUGGUCGCUACUCACGCGAUCGAAAAUGAAAAAAAAAUUCUUCGGGUUGCGCUUGCUUACACGGGAGAUAAUCUGUCAACAAAUAUUUAAACUUUCAUUUUGUAUGCCCGUCGACGCAUUUUAUCGUGUGUAAUCGUCGUUUGAAUGAUUUGCAUCGUUCGGAUCGCAUGGCAAGAUCGAAGAUUUGUAAAUUGCGCGUCAUUGAUAAAGUCCAAAUAAAAGUUCUUAUCUGAAAAUCGAGGUUAUAAACCAAAAGUUGCGAAUUUCAACAUUGAGUGUUUCGCGAUUGUACGAGAAAAUAAUAAACGACGAAAAUAAGAAAUUGUGCUGAUUUAAUAGUGAUAAUAGAUUCGACGAUUAAAUCAUUACACCGAAUCAGUAAAAAAUAUGACUUCGGCAAUGGAGGUUUUGUGGAAACAAGCGAUAAAAACAUUUUCCGGUCGUCGUAGUGUUGGAUAUCGGUUGUGUCAGAAAAAUUUUGAAAAAUUACGCCUUCUGAUGAACGACAUUCGGGCUGAGGACGUCAAAAUCGAUAAACAUAUUCUCCGUCUUGUCGAAGCUCAAUCAGCACCUAUGUGCGUUAUGGAUGUUUUCGAAGACAAUGAUAUCACCAUCGCUAUAUUUCUUAUAAAACACGGCGUAACAAUGCCUAUGCACGAUCAUCCCGGAAUGCACGGUUUGCUAAAGGUAAUCUCCGGUGCAGUAAAAAUCAACAGUUAUACAGUACAGAUAAGAGAAGAUUAUCUCAUUCAGCCUGGAGAAGAAAUUCCAGGACUGAAGCAUCCAACUGUGACAGUACGUGACACUGAUCCAGCAUGUGUAUUAACACCAGAAGAUAAAAAUUUUCAUGAGAUAUCAUGCGUCGAAGGACCAGCUGUAUUUUUAGAUAUUUUGAGUCCGCCGUACAUUUUAGAAACACGAAUACCUGACAUUCGUCUAAGACCCUGUACUUACUUCAGAGAACUUACCAACAAAGAACAAUGUUUGCGAGAUGAUGGUGAAACCAUUGAAGUUCAACUCAUAGCGGCAAACAAACCGCCAGAAUUCUAUGCGAGAAGUAUGAGAUAUCCUGGUCCAGAGCUCAGAUGAUUUCCACUGUCUUGCACCUCUUGUUGUAUCAUAAAAAUAUGCGACCAAUGACUCUGUGAAUUCGAUCGUCUCCUGAUGUUGGAAUUUUGAUCCUUGGUAAGACAAUAGUUUAUUUACUUUGUAAAUCGAAAUAACAAAAGUUAUUUUAGCUUUUUGGUGAAGACCAAUGAAGCAGAAGUACAAAAAAUUUCGAAUAACACAGAGAAUUUUAAGGAAUAAAGGGUGAAGAAUGUUUUCUCCCUUGUUCAAACGAUGUUGACAUCGUUUCGUCCCAAAGGCUUCUUCAAUAUUAUCUUCAACUGCUUUUUCAUUCAAGCACUGCAACAAUAAUAAUCGAUGAUACCUAAUUGUUUCCUCAUUAUCGUAUACUCCCUCACUCUAUUUAACAGGCAAGUCUAGGAAACAAUAGCAAUCGGAGCUUUCAAUGUACUUCGAAAAAUACAACUGUCGUGAUUUAUAUUUUUCAGAGAAUAAUCCGAGCUCGCAUUGCUCCGUAUUUAUAAUACAAUUCAAUGAAAAAUCCCAAAAUUACUCGCGUUAUUUGAAAUGAUGGCAGUGAAUAGUACAAAGAAUGAUUGUGAAACUCUCAACUAUUGUAAACGAUGGUCUGGUUGGUUCAAAUUUUUAAAGAACAAAAAAAAGCAAAAUGCUAUUCGAGUUGGAAUCAAUUUGUUGAAAAAUUUUUACAAUUCAAAUCGAAAUUACGUGCUAAUCGAAUGAGUACUGAUUUACUAUAAAAAUAUCUGGUAGCAGUUUUUCAAAUGCUUCUCAAAGAAGCCAUAAGUCGACAAUAAUUCUUGGUUCAUGGGUAAAUUAUUUGGCAUCUUUUUCUCACUACGUUUCUGAGUCUUUCGAACCUUUGGGUUUAAAAAUACUAUAAAAAAAUAAGAUUCUAUGAUUAGAAAAGAAAGAGAUUCGUGUGGAAUUAUCUGACAAAUUGCUUAUCCAAUUGGAUAGUGCAAUUUCAUUCUUGAACGUUUGGUUUUUUAGAUGCGUAAAAGAUCUAAUACUCAAUAAAAUUUUAAUUCGGGUAAUUUUAUUAAAAGACAUGAUUGUGGAUGAAUGUUUCUUAUGCUGACGACGAGUAAAUAAAUAUAUUUUCACUUAAACGAAAUAAUAGUAAUUAAUGUCUUUCAGAGAAAUUGCUUUAAAUUUGUAUAAAAAUUAAAUUCCAAUCACAAGCGCUCAUUCGAUUAUCACGGUUCAUUUUCGCACUGUCAGAAAGCAGUUUUCGAAUGUGUAUUGUUUUUACUCUAUUUUUGCUCGAAUCGUUAUCUCAUCGCUAAAUUUUCGGCUGAAAUUUUCACAGCACUUAAGAUGAUGGAUCAGUCGGUAAUCAGACCUCAAAUUUUUGAAAUUGAAACUCUUUGACAUCGUUCGUCCGAUUAAAAUACUGACUGACCAUCAUCUUAAGUCGAAUUUAGAAAAAGAAUGAGAACAAAUACACCGAAGGAUGUGUACAUGUGAGAAAGAGAGAGAGAGAGAGAGAGAAGAGUGAAAGAGAGUGAAACGAAUGUACUUAAUUUGUAACUUCUAAGCCACUGAUAAGCUGUUAAUAUUAUUCAGUAAAUAUAUUUGUACAUCACAUGAAAA
Molecule: messenger RNA, 2855 nt
Organism: Venturia canescens
Lineage: Eukaryota; Metazoa; Arthropoda; Insecta; Hymenoptera; Ichneumonidae
Product: 2-aminoethanethiol dioxygenase
Exons: 2
Coding region: 561-1262 (233 amino acids)
Cellular component (GO): mitochondrion
Molecular function (GO): oxidoreductase activity, acting on single donors with incorporation of molecular oxygen, incorporation of two atoms of oxygen
Source: RefSeq, a predicted model, not a curated record